AUGCUGGAAGCACGUGCUGGAGCCCUCUGCUCCAUUCAAGCUUUUCUUGAAUAUUGCUCUCCUGGGCUUGUCACCGAGGAAACAGUUCGUCGCCUUUUACCUCCAAUUGAGUCGGCCCUCAAUAUGCUGGCUCAUUUACCAGACAUCUGUCGAAUCUAUGGAACCCAUUUGAAAGCUGCAUCCGUACUCAUUAGGCUUAGAUUGUAUCGCUGUCUUCUAUUGCUGCCUCGUUCCGCCUACUCUGCUGCUUUAUUGUGA
Messenger RNA from Protopolystoma xenopodis, 258 nucleotides. Lineage: Eukaryota; Metazoa; Platyhelminthes; Monogenea; Polystomatidea; Polystomatidae. The record is from the annotation of a GenBank genome assembly.